Molecule: messenger RNA, 8112 nt
Organism: Xyrichtys novacula (pearly razorfish)
Lineage: Eukaryota; Metazoa; Chordata; Actinopteri; Labriformes; Labridae
Source: the annotation of a GenBank genome assembly
AUGGAGGGAGAACCAGCUGAAUCAGAUGAGGAUGUUCAAGAGGAGGACAAGCCCACUGUGCUGUGGGAGAAGUGCAUUCAGCAGAGCAUCUUUGUGGAUCUCAGCGAGGAUGAAAGUCUCCAUUUAAGUGAUCUGGAAAAUUCUUUUGCCUUACAUCUGUCCCAGGCAGAGUCUGUUGCCUCUGAGGCCAGCAUCCAUUUCAGUGGUGAGUGCUGGAGCCACACAGGAUUAUUCUUGUUUAUUUAAAUAUUUGUUGGAUGUUGUAUCUGCCCUAACUAUAUAGCACACUGUUUAAAAACACGAAGCAGUGUUACAGUACACAUUUAAUGCAGCAAAGGAACAAGCUGCAGUUUUCUCACAGAAUGAUACUAACACAUUAGAGGUGUUAGUAGCCUAUAUUUGAAUUUUUGCUUUAAAAAAAGACAGACUGUUUUAGUGUCUUAUGAGGACAGUUUAGCUGAGUUGACAGAACAGGCACUCCACUAUUUGACUCUACUCUCAUCUCCCAACAUUGUCUUUGUCAAAUAAGACAAAAAGUCUACAAAUGUAUCGCAAAAAGUGCUCUGUGACAGCUUGGACAAGUGAUAGAAUGAAGUUUUGUUGUUGUGGUUUUUGUUCAUCUCUGUCCAUCUCUCUCUUUUUCUGCACCUCCUUCUGCACCAAUGUAAUCUCGACAGAUGACUGUCUGACAUGAGUCUGGUUCUGUUUAAGAUUUCUACCUAUUAAAGGAAGUUUUUUCCUGCCAUUGCUUGUGACACUCAUGUAGAUAAAGAUGGGAUAACAGUGGGUCUGAUCUUAAAAGAUGGAAUUCAAUCUUGUCCCAUCUUUGUGUUGGGUCUUUGUUAAUAUCAUGAAUUGUAUUAUCUGGACCAGGUUUUUUGUCAAGUAUCUUGAGAUAACAUUUGUUGUGAAUUGGCACGAUAUAAACAAAGAUUUAUUCAUUUUCGUGCAGGGAGUGCAGAGCUGUCAGACUUGGAUGUCUCCUCUUCAGAGCCCAGCACUGCCAGCAGUCAGAGUGAGAGACCAGGAGAGACCAGGAACCAGAGCGGUGUAUUUCACAUGUCUGCUCAAAGACCAAACACCAUGCAAGAUAAACUCCCUAUAAAGCGGGGGAGGGAAGAUGAAGGGCAAAAUACUAGUGAUGAGGAUCAGGAUGACCUACCUUACGAUGGGGAUUUUGGAAACCAGUAUUUCAACCAGACGGCUGACUCUGAGGGAGAAAGGAGCGCAGAUGAACGAGAAAGUGUUCAUACAAGCCCUGAUGCUCUACAUAUGCCUGAAAUGAAUCAAAUACAAAUAGAUCAUUUGACUGAUCAUGUGGUUUCCGUAGCGUGUAAUGGUGAGGAACCACUAACUUCGACAAAAGAGGAUGCCAACACCAAACAGGAUGACAAUGUGGGUCCUUCUAAGCAGACUGGGUUUGCCCCAUCAUGCCCUGCAGACAUUAACCAAGUGUUGCUGCAACAUUUCACCCAAGAGGAACUGCUGCGGCCAGGUAGACUGAUUGAGGCGGAGACCCUGCCCGAGGUGUCCCUGCUGGAGAGCAUGGAUGACUCAGUACUAAGCUUCCAUCCAGCACACAAUCAGAGCUCCUGCUCUGAGAGCACUGUUGAAAAGAGUGAUAAUUCAUCACACCACUUCAGUUUCAAGGAGGAAGCUGGAUGGAUAGUCCAUAAUGAAAGUAUAAUAUCCAGCUCUGAGAGGAUUAACUCUAAACAGGACACUUUGGAUACAAGUGCUGAAGAUGUAGUAAAUCCAGAAAAGACAGAACAGGAUAACCCAGCUCCAGCUGUGCACACCAGGUCCUUUACUGACAUCAAAUAUGGCCAAGGAAAAGUCCAUUACCCACUCCCUGACUUCUCCAAGGUUGCCCCCAAAGUGAAAAUCCCCAAAGCUCCAAGUGGACUAGUUAGACCUUUUUCCCAGGGACCAGGUACCAUGCACAGAACACAGUCCUCUCCAGGAAUGUUAGACGUGAUCACCAGGGUCCUGGAGGACUCAGUCCUGACACCGGAGGAGCCCUACAUGUUCAAAGAGGAAGAAAAACAGGCUGCUCCUACACUGGUGCAUCAUCUGCAGGUGAGAUACUCAGAGUGCAUCUGUGUAUUAGACAAAAGCAAAAUGAAUGGUGCAAAGUACUAACAUCUGUCUUAAUCCAUGUUUUAGACUGAGUAUGAUAAACUUCUGGCCAAAUAUGCAGAGGCAGAGAACCUUAUUGACCAAAUGAGAACUGGAACCAACGUAAGUAACAAGUUGUUCCUUUUUGACAGAUACAGAUACUGUCAGGGUGUGAAGAGUCUUCAUUUUGAUGAAAUUCAAAUCAUGUCAGUAUAAAAUAAUUGAUGUAUUUUCACAGGCUCAGCCCUCCUCAGACCUGAUGCUUGAUCUAGAUUGUGAAGAAGAUCAUCCCAAAAAUAUACCUGGAGUCAAGGGACGCCAUAUUGGAUCCUUGGCCCUUAAUCUUCCCCUAUCACAUUCGUCUCUGUGUCUGACAUCUGAUAUUACAACAUGUCAACGCUUUGCUUCACUACCUGCAAGUAAUGCAUUUAAGUGCACCUGGUUUCCAUAGCUACAAUCAGGGUCAGAUGACAGCCUUCCAGCAACACAGAAAUUGUUUCUGCUUCUGAUGCACUUACUUUAACUGAUUACGAAAGCAGAGAGCUGGAUUAACAUUUUCCAUAAUUUAUUCCUAUGUCUUAUUUUCAACUACAAAAAUCAUCUGUAUAUUUUGUAAUUUGGUUAAUUUUUCAUGUUCACAAAACAUAGAUUAGCAAGUUCUUUGCAUGAGAGUUAAAAAUGUGUGUUGAAUGUGAAUGUCCAGGGAAAAAAAGUAUCAGUAACAAAGAAGGUGCCUACUGUACUUCUUGCUUCUCCUUGUUUCCAGAUAACUUUGAUAGGAAAGAAGAAAAAACCUUUAAAAGCAACACUGAGGUUGUGAGCACAGAUCCCCUCAACCAGCCUGAAGAGGGCCCCAGUGAUGGGGACAGAAUGACUGCAGAGCUGAGGGACAUCAUCAGCCAGUUCAUGCAAAAGGUAACUUUGAAAAUGCACAAUCUUACAGGGUUAUUGACAGACAAACUACUAAUGAAAUUUCUGUGGUUUAGGUGGAAUUGUUCAAACUUAGUGUAACCAACAUGUCAGUGAGCACAGCAGAGCAGCAAAUGGUAAGUGUUAUUCUUUUACUUCGCUGUUAAAUGCGGGCCAUUUUGAGUUUAUGUCUCUCAGUGUUAUACUUUCUCUCUAUUUGAGCAUACCUGUAAAAUAUGUCUCUGGCCAGAUGCUGAGGAGCCUCAUGGAGGCUCAGGACCAGCUGGAGAGAAAAUACAUCAGUAAGAAGGAAGAGCACAGAACUCUGGAGAUGCAAAACUACAUAGGUCUGGCUAGGAACACCGGUGCCUUUGACCCAAACAGGUUACAGAGAGUGUGGUGUUACAAAUGGGGGGGUCGUUACAUAUGUGCCAACGUGCCAGCAUCAUCUUAAUACAUCUACUCAUAGGUGUGCCUUUUUUGUGUUAAAACAUGUGCAGGAUGGUUGAGGGAGACAUCUUCAGGAUAGGGAUGCACAUUGAGGACAUUAAGGAGAUAAUAGACAGAAACGUGUGUGAGCAGAUUUCUCCACCUCACUUAUCCUCCACUCCCACACCCACAAGAGACAUACAGCAUGUGAUGGCCAGUCCUGUCUGCAUGGCCUCACCUUCACCUCCACCAUCACUGCAUGAGGUAAUCACAGCACUGACCCACAUCAUCUUACUAGCACUUAUGCAUCUUUGCCAAAUACAGUACUGCAUGUAUUUCUACUGUACUGAAUAAAAUAGAAUAUAGUAAAAUAGAACAGAAUAGAAUAGAAUCAGACAGAAUAAAAUAAAAUAUAGAAAAACAGAACAGAAUAGAAUCAGACAGAAUAAAAUAGAAUAUAGUAAAAUAGAACAGAACAGAAUCAGACAAAAUAUAAUAAAAUAGAACAGAACAGAAUAGAAAUAGACAGAAUAGAAUCAGACAGAAUAGAAUAGAAUCGGCCUGAAUAGAAUAUCGUAAAACAGAACAGAAUAGAAUUGGACAGAAUAGAAUAGAAUAGGACAGACUAAAAUAGAAUCGGACAGAAUAGAAUAAAAUUUAGAUUUGUUAUUGUUGAUUUUACACACAACAAUACUCUGUUGCAGGGCCUGAAAGGAGCACAAUGAAAUAGAUAAACAACACAAUAAACCUAAGUCUUAAAGAACAUGUACAUGUGUUAACACUCGCACAUGUACUCACGAGUUCAAAGCAUGCAUGUACCAGUGCAUUCAUGUCUUGGGAGACAAAGUGGGUGUUUGUGAAAGAUGACUCUAACUGCAAAUCAUCUGACUUGGUCUCACGUUUCAGGGCCCAAGUUCAUCAUUUUCCACUGCCGGGUUUUUGAAGAUUGAGAACAAGGAGGAUAAAGAGAGGGAAGGGAAAGAGGCUACUGAGGUCCAUGAUGGAGUUCAGCAAAGUGAUGAACUCAUACCAGAUGACCCUUUAAUGAGAAACAGUGGCCACAGCUGCGACCUGUCAAGGUACUUUUUUUUUUUAAAGUUUUCCCGAGCUCAAAUUAUACAACUUUGUUUCCCAUUAGGUCGAAUCUGUACUUCCAAAACAUAUAUAUCAUCUUCUAUUUAUAAAUGAGAAACGUUUUAGUUUGAAAAUUCUGGAUUUGCAAGUUGAUCUGCUCAUUAAUGCAGCCAAAUAAUGUGACAGUAUUUAUUCAUCUGCUAAAAUGUGGUGGUUCUGCAGGAACAUUUUUAUCAUUGUUGUGCAUGUUGCGUGUUUUGAUCGGUGCUUGCAUUUGUGUGUGUUAAAAUAACAGGCACGUUCUCAGCGCUCCAGUGGAUAGAUAGAGUUUCACCUGCAGUGCCGGUGUUGUGUUCCACCAAGUGUUUGACUUCCCGUGUUCGGGUUAUUUUGUUUGCCCUGUUUCAGGAGCACACAGCGCUCUUUAGAGGGACUGAAAAUCCUCGCUGCUGAGACUGAGGAGGAGAGGAGUUCUGUCUUUUCUGAUGUUAUCAGCCACAGUGACAUUUUAGCGUACUUGGAUGGAGCCAGGUCAUCUGCAGGACAGAGGCUGGGGACACCAGACAGGUCAGUGUUUUCACACAGAAACGAGCAGACUACUUCAAUUGUUCUUCUUUCAUUGAUGCUGAGUGGUUACUCUUGAAUAAUGCACAGAGCACGAGUAUACCUCUUGGAAUCCUGUUCAGGUUUAAGUGAGCUGUAGCACAGUCUAUAUAUUGUAUAGUCAACCCCACAGACUCUGAGCGUGUUACUUUUCUGUGCAGCUGUGGCACCCUCAAUAGUGUCCCUGCAGUGGGUGAGUGCGAUCCAGGAGACUGUAUGAGUCUAGCUGUGGAGGUCUCCUUUUCUUCUAAUGCACCCAGAGACUCGAGCACCCACAACCUCUCAGAGCCUCCUCUCGACUCCUCAUCUUCAUCACAGGUCAGCCACAGAUCAUGACUUCUUCAGUUGAUUAUCUCUGUGUGUAUUUUGUGGAGUCUGCAAAGGCUCCAUACACUCACAAUGUUUCUGGGUUAAUUGUACGACGUGAGUAAGUUUUCGUUGUGUUGGGUUUUCUGGGGUGCAGAGGAUUGUGAGCCCAGAGACAGACAGCGGAUUUGGAAGUUCAUAUUUGAAUCAAUCAGCUUCAGGCUCAUUCCAACCAAAUCUGCAAACAGACAGGUAAAAAUGUACAUCAAAUGAAACCAUAGAACAUAUCAAACUUAAUAAUGUAUCACUAAAGUCUGACCCAUCUAUCUCCAGUGCUCAGUCCCAGAAUGAUGGUAUGAAUAGCACAGACAGUGAGGGCUCCUGCUCCAACCUACAGACAGCCAUCCAUUCAGCCAGCCUCACCAGCCAGCAGUGGACUAACCUGUCAAGACAACCACAGUCCUGUGGUGGAGCAGGGGCUGUGGAGAGGUGGGUGGAGAGCACAACUAAGGAGUCUUCAGUCCAUCUGCAGGGUGAGUGAUCCCUUUUACAAAGGGUAAAGUCAUUUUCUAUAGUAAGAGGCAAAGUUUCCAUGUGUUAGUUUUGUUAUAGUUUAUUAUAAAUGAUCUGAUGUCAUCCUUAUUUGAUGGGGUAAGGACCUGAGUGCAGUCUGCCUGCUCAGCUCCAUCACCACGUCUCUGAACCUGUACUCAGCAUCAGCAUGAAUACAGAAGAUCGAGGCAGCCCACAGUACUCCUGCUCCUGUAACAGGUAACUCUACACUAAAGGGAAGCCAUAAUUAAGUCAAUCAUCUGCUAGGAUUUCUUUGCCUCUACACAGAGUGAAUAUCUUUGUCUGAGUAUGUGUGUUUUUCAUGUGUGUGUUCAGUGAAGCCAUUCUGGCCUUACAGUCAGAAGUAUCCAGGCUAAAGAAAGAUUUAGAAGAGGGCUUGGUCCAGCUGCCUCACCUGGCCCAGAAGAUGGACUUUCUCACUUCCAGGUACAGACAGGAUCUUCAGGAGAGCAAGUCUAAAAACAGACCUCGAACCCCGCUUAGACCAGCAAGCAACAGGUAGUAACUGGCCUGUUUAGGGAGGAAUAAAAUAAUUAUGAACAUUCAUGGGUGUUGAUUUUUCACAUUCUAUUUUUUAUCACUAACUGAUUUAUUGUAACUCCUAGUGUGUUGAAACCAUCGAGUUGCAGACAGAGCAAUCCCAGUUCCAGUCAGGUGAAGAUUGAGGAUUGGAUCUCUUCAGACUUUGAUCCUAGCAAAAGCAAAAGUAUGUCAACAUUACAGUACGCAAAAAAAAACAAGAAUACAAGAAAACUGUGGUGCAUCUGUAUCCAUAUGUGUGUGUUCAUAUCAUUUACUUCAGUCUUCCACAAUAAUCUGGAUGAUUUCCUUUCUAGGUAUAGACAGUAGUGUCAGAGGCAGCCCUGAGAUCAUGUUGCAAUUCCAAAAGCCAUCUCCAGGGAGCAGGAGAGGGUCUCAAAGUAAACUGCAGUCCAACAAAGGUCAGACCAAGAGCAAAAGACUGACCCUCUGAAUAAUUUUUAUGCAUAUCAAUAACCAGAGGUGAAUUGUAUUAGAAAUUAAAUCACAUUUUUACACUCCAUCAGGAUCAGACAGAUAGAUAUCAGUAAAAAAAUGUGAUCUAACUAGUACUACUUAAAAAGGAGGGAAAGAGGAGGUCUCUGACAGCCAUGCACAGACCCCAAACUGAAAAAUGUUUUUGGAGUCAGCAGUUUUUUGCCAUAAGUACAAAAAAAUCAAUGUAUUUUCAGGUUUCUACUUGAUUUUUAAUUAAUAAAAUUAUUGGUGUUAUCCUGACUGACAUAUCCAAGGAGGGCACAAGAAAAGUAACUGGUCACAAUCACCAUGAUACAUUUCUUAGUUUAACUUUAGUCUGAGCUGUAUAUGCAGGAUGUGAACUGUUUAGUUGUAAUAAUGUUCUCAUAAUAGUGCUUGUCAUGUCAGCAGCAGACCUGGAGAGUUUCCAUCCCAAAGAAAUAUGGCCUCUUUGCUCCUCUUCACCUCUACAGAAGCCCCUUCUCCAGGUCAGCUACGGCUCCUCCUGCAGCCUGCCUGCAAGGUCAUCACACACACACACAAGUAACAUUAAACAUCACACAACAGGUUGCAGAUAUUUAUAAUUUCUUUCAGAUCAUGAGUUCAGCUCAAGUAAAACCCUUUUCAUAUUGUCUCUGUAUCCAGCUAUAAAGUGAGGGAGCCACUUUUGGAGUCCACAUCCCACUACAGAAAACGCUCCACUCAGUCAGACACAGCACUUCUGCCCAGUAAUGUGUUUUUCCAGCGCACACCGACCCCAGCAACAGCAUCUGCAAAGACUAGCAGCAGGGCAGGCAGACGUAGAAGGAGUAAGGUGAGAUGACUUGUGUUCACAUUUAUGCCUGCUGAGACCUGCUUUGAAAAAAAAGAUAAUUUGAUUGCUUUGAAAUUUGUCACGCUUGGGUUAUUGAAAAUUGUAUUUCCUCCAUGUAGGAAGAAGAGAUAAACAGGACUCUCGACCAGGCUAUCGAGAUGGCACGCAGCAUGAAGAGGACCACAGACAGAAUGGCAAAAAGACUGUCAGCUGAUUUGACUGAGGCUAAACUACACAGGACACUGUACAACUUGCAGCCACUAGGGGGCAGGAAACACCAUGCAUUGUAA